CAACCCUUUUCUUCCCCUCUCAAUCAAUUGCAGCCACAUCUCACUUAUGAGUAAACCACAAUCAGACGCUUCACUCGCCAACAUUCACAAUCCACAAAAUUCACAAUCACCAAUUCACAAUGGAGCGAAACAACAACUACAAUCGCGGCGGAAAUGACGGUGGUGGCCGGGGUAAUGGCGGCAGAGGAGGCGGUGGCCGCGGUGGUGGUGGUUAUCAUCACGGUGGACGAAACGGAAAUCAUUCGCAACAAUACAGUAAUCAACAACAGGAACAGUAUCAGGAAAAUUAUGGAGGCGAUAGAGGUAGAGGCAGGGGUCGAGAAUCCGGUGGGAUCGGAAGUGGUCUCGGCCGUGGUCAGCAAAGUCAACGGACUCCGGCUAAGCCUAGGCAGAAUGCCGAUCGAGUGCCGGAAGUCAACGCGUGGAGUCGUGUAGCGUCUGGUCAACCGGCUGUGGCCCAAACACAAACCCUAACUCAGAACCGGAAUGAUCGUUAGGUUCAAGAAGUCAGUUCAAAAUUAUCAACUCUUAGUGUUAUAGGCCACUCAAAAGAUGAUGUAACAAAUGCUCUUCUACCAAUUAAGUGUCCGGACCGCGGUACACACGAAAUGAGAUCGGUGACAAGCGACUCAAGAUCGCAUUCGAGGUUUGAUUUUUGUUGUCUCCAUCUGUUGCGAUUUUUCACUAAUAUAUAUUGAUCUGAACUUUAUCCCCUUUCGACCUCCGGUUGAUUUUUCAUGAUCUAAACCCAUUAAAUUCAACUAGGAAGUCAACAUGUGUCUCUUCGUUGCUUGAUGCUUCUUCUUCUCUUGGUCGUUCCUUUUGUAACAACUUUAACGCCGACUAAUGAAUUUAGUAUAACCCCAGUAUGUAGCUUUUUAAUUCUCUCGCUUAAAAUCAUAUAACUGUAUAUAGUGUAUGCAUUAAGACCGUAAAUGCAUUAAGACCCUAAACAACCAUAAUUCCGCCGACUAUAAACAACCUAGAGAUCGCCGCCGCAACGCGCGGCAUCUGGCACCAUCCUAGUCUUAUAAGAAAAUAUAA
Helianthus annuus (common sunflower) is the source of this 1044-nucleotide messenger RNA. Its product is annotated as heterogeneous nuclear ribonucleoprotein A3 homolog 2-like. The record is from RefSeq and is a predicted model, not a curated record. The coding region runs from base 120 to 497 and encodes 125 amino acids. Lineage: Eukaryota; Viridiplantae; Streptophyta; Magnoliopsida; Asterales; Asteraceae. The transcript is spliced from 2 exons.